Messenger RNA from Trichophyton verrucosum HKI 0517, 1644 nucleotides. RefSeq names its product HLH transcription factor, putative. The transcript has a single exon. The record is from RefSeq and is a predicted model, not a curated record. Gene Ontology annotation, molecular function: DNA-binding transcription factor activity, RNA polymerase II-specific; protein dimerization activity; RNA polymerase II cis-regulatory region sequence-specific DNA binding. Lineage: Eukaryota; Fungi; Ascomycota; Eurotiomycetes; Onygenales; Arthrodermataceae. Gene Ontology annotation, biological process: regulation of transcription by RNA polymerase II. The coding region runs from base 1 to 1644 and encodes 547 amino acids.
AUGACUGAGACGGUGUCGCCGUUCAGGCGGUCUCUCUUCUCUGCCAACCCAAACUCGAACUCCUCUCACCUGGGCAGUGGACUUGCGUGUAGCAUGGAGCUGGGGCUCUCUGAGUCCGCCCAUCAUAUGAAGGGUUCUUCAACCCCUCCACCAGGGCCGUUUGGCUGUACGUAUCCCUUUGAAGUAUACGAGGGAGAAGGAGAGGGCAGGCACAAGAGAAUAAAUAUAGAAGAGACAAGACUGACUGAGGCAGAUGCCCUGAUAUCACCGCAAGACACACCAUUUGAUUCUGCGCCAGAACGUCCGCUGGGCCCCGCCCUCCUGGACGAUAGUGAAUCCAACAUGCUGGACAACCUCUUCACCUCCCUAAAUGCUAGCCAGUUCGAUAACAACGACUUUUGGCUCUCCUUCGGUGAGCAGAAUGGUGCUGAGCCUGGCAGUAACUUCAGCUGGCCUGAAUUACCGCCAAAUUUUGAGGGCUCUGCUACGAAUCUACCCACACCACAGUCUCACCACCCUCACCCUGCCAAACAAUCAGGAACCAUGUCUACACCGGAUAGGUCGACCGCUCUGAGCUCAGAUGUCCUUGCUGCAGCACAAAUGCUCUACCAGAACGGACACGAUAACCUCUCUGCCCUACACAACCAACUCUACGCUGAGCAUGGCCUGCUGAAUCACAACAGCAAUGCCAACUAUCAUACCAACAGCAACAUACACUUCCAGCAACAGCAGCAGCAGCAACAUCAUCACAGCCAUCAGAUAGAUGCUAAGCGUGCGCAGCUGGGUCGGUAUAACGACGGGUCUGUGCCGCAAAAGGAGUUCGUUGUCAUUCCGAAGGGGAUACAUACCACUACCAUGAUUUUCGACCCUGCUGCACACCGCUCACCGGCAAAUGACCAUCAGCAACCAAGAAUGCGAGCCAGCGCCUCGAAGCUGGGCCCUAGUAUGCUACAAUGGGGAUCUGACUCUGGAUUUGCUCACCAAGGCUAUCGUCUGCCUCCAGGCCAACCCACAGUCGAGGAAACGACAGAAAACCUCCUCCAUAACCUAGAGUGUCUAGAAGCCCAGUCCAGCGCAGCCAACACUCGGCCAUCCAGUCCCGUUCGAAAACUUUGUGACAGAAAGGAGACUGCAUCGUCCCUGGCGGCAUCGCGGAAUCCAGUUCCACCAUCCUACGAAGACAGACCAAAGAAGAGACGGAAGAGCAACAACAAGAUAAAAGAAGAAGACCCAGAACUCGCCAGCGCCUUGUCAUCAUCCAAGUCACCAACUACCACUACUCCUACAUCAUCCACAACAAAUUACACUUCUUCGUCAUCCACCACAGCCACAUCGUUUGCUCGUCCAUCAUCUCGCAAGUCAAAAGGCUCUUCACCUGCCGGAAACGGCACCACCAUCAAACCUGUACGAGAAAAUCUGUCUGAAGAACAGAAACGUACAAACCACAUCCUCUCCGAGCAGAAACGCCGAAACCUGAUUAAACAAGGGUUUGACGACCUGUGCUCGCUGGUCCCCGAACUGAGGGGGGGAGGGUACAGCAAAAGCACUAUGCUGACGCAAGCAGGCGACUGGCUGGCAGACCUCCUGGCUGGCAACGAGCUUCUCAAGGCACAGUUGGCGGACCUCAAGGCGAGAGGAGGAUGA